GCUUAUUUAAGCAAAACGUUAGUGGUAGUUUUCAAAUAAACUUUUUCAAAGCCAAGAGCCCAAGUAACCAAGUUGGCAUAUUCUCAUUCUUCAUCAGAAGUAUCCUCCUCUUUUAAUUUGAAAACCCACCUCUUCAUUUUCCUUUGGCGCAAAAUGACCCCUGAAACUCAUGUGGACAUGAUCAAUGCAUCCGAGAAGGCUCCUAAGGAGAGAGCCUACGUGACGUUUUUGGCAGGAAAUGGAGACUACGUGAAGGGAGUGGUGGGAUUAGCAAAGGGUUUGCGGAAGGUCAAAAGUGCGUAUCCUCUUGUUGUUGCUAUGUUACCUGAUGUGCCUGAAGAACAUAGAGAGAUCUUGAGGUCUCAAGGAUGCAUUGUGCGUGAGAUCGAGCCUGUUCAUCCUCCAGAUAGCCAAGAUGCAUACGCAAGGGCUUAUUACAUUAUUAACUACUCAAAACUGCGAAUUUGGAAUUUUGAAGAGUACAACAAGAUGAUCUACUUGGACGCAGAUAUUCAAGUCUUUGGCAAUAUCGAUGACCUCUUUGAUAUGCAAGAUGGCUAUUUACAUGGCGUGUUGAGUUGUUUCUGUGAGAAAAUAUGGAGUUACACUCCUCUCUACUCGAUCGGCUAUUGUCAAUAUUGUCCUGAGAAGGUCGUGUGGCCCGCCGAGAUGGAAUCUGCUCCUCCCUCUCCAUACUUCAAUGCCGGUAUGUUUGUAUUUGAGCCUAAUCCUUUGACGUAUGAGAGUCUCCUUCAGACCCUCCAGGUCACACCUCCUACACCAUUUGCGGAGCAAGAUUUUCUCAAUAUGUUCUUUGGGAAGGUCUUUAAACCGGUAUCUCCGGUAUACAACCUGAUUUUGUCUGUGCUUUGGCGCCAUCCGGGGAAGGUUGACUUGGAGAGUGUCAAAGUUGUUCACUACUGUCCACCUGGAUCCAAGCCAUGGAGGUACACAGGAGAAGAACCUAACAUGGACAGAGAAGACGUCAAAAUGUUAAUUAAGAAAUGGUGGGAUAUCUACAAUGACGAGUCUCUUGAUUUUAAACCGAAAAGCCCUGCAGAUUUGGAAGCAACCGUUUUGGAAUCAACAAUUAUAGCUUCGGUAACCGAAGCACCACUUUCCUACUCUCCUGCUGCACCUUCUGCCGCUUGAGAAAUCGGAAACGCAAGUACCACAAGAAUGUAUGUUUGAAUCAAGUUGGUGUGUUUUUGAUAUAUUCUCAUUUUUUGUAUUUGUUUGGUGUGGUG
This is a messenger RNA of Arabidopsis thaliana (thale cress), 1247 nucleotides long. It is a transcript of the gene GolS7, whose product is annotated as galactinol synthase 7. Gene Ontology annotation, biological process: response to oxidative stress. The transcript has 4 exons. Gene Ontology annotation, molecular function: inositol 3-alpha-galactosyltransferase activity; glycosyltransferase activity. The coding region runs from base 154 to 1152 and encodes 332 amino acids. NCBI's taxonomy places the organism in Eukaryota, Viridiplantae, Streptophyta, Magnoliopsida, Brassicales, Brassicaceae. The record is from RefSeq and is marked reviewed. Gene Ontology annotation, cellular component: cytoplasm.